Ciona intestinalis (vase tunicate) is the source of this 1538-nucleotide messenger RNA. RefSeq lists its product as uncharacterized. Lineage: Eukaryota; Metazoa; Chordata; Ascidiacea; Phlebobranchia; Cionidae. Gene Ontology annotation, molecular function: calcium ion binding. The record is from RefSeq and is a predicted model, not a curated record.
ACAGUGUAGCUUUCGCCUACAGGCACUCUGACCUGGCGCGGUUUUUGGAGCGCUUAGGUGAAACUAGAAAUUGAGCAUAUACAUUACAACACAAGUAUUAGACUCUUGGUAAGGGAGACCAUUACGCACGGCCGCAACAACUCGCACGGGAAAAAGUUUCAAACCUCUACUGAUACUAUCCAAGCUUUUUGGCCCGCGACUUGGUUCAUACCAGUUUUUGUUUUCAGCAGAGCAGCCGGCGAUAGAACCACAAGGCAGCACAUUUGAGAUUAUAUCAAGAACCAUGGACGAAAACCAUACUCGUCUCAAAAGACAACGAUCGUCCAUAGACCACUUGGAUGUCGGCGAGUUCCAGCGCAUGUUUAAUUUAUUCGACAAAAAUAUGGACGGUGUUAUUGAAUCGAGCGAAAUCGAGCAGUUUAUGCGGUCACUAGGUUACCAUCUUACCAAGGAUGAAAUCCGGGAUAUUAUGGCGACGUAUGACCUCAACAGUUCUGGCACAAUUGAAAUGAACGAGUUUGUACCUAUGGUGAAAGGCAGGCUGAGAUCUGAGUAUUUAGAGGCAAUAGAACUGGAAAUGGCAUUCAAGGUUUUUGAUCGGGAUAACAACGGGUUUAUCAGCAGAGAUGAGCUUCGAAACGUUCUCCGUACGAUGACGGAAAACCCCACUGAGGAAGAACUGGACGAGAUGAUGCGCGAGGCAGACACAGACGGUGAUGGACAAAUCGAUUAUCGAGAGUUCGUAGCGAUGUUAACGCGAGAUUAACUGCUUCCUUUCCCCUUAAGUAUUUAGGGAUCAAUAUAUAGUGUCGGGUGACGAAAAAACAAAGUCUGUCUGAUAACUUGAUUAUUUUUCGUCCAAAACGAAAAAUCUCUGUUUUAUAGAGUAGAGUGGGGGAAGAUGGGACCUUUUAUCUUUAUUUUCUCGUUCCAUUAAGUAGUAAAAAUAGAAUAUUCAAAGAAAUAUAAAUCGUAUACUCACGACUCACAUAGACCAAUGUUAAUUGUUUAAAAUACAAUCAGGAUGUUUGGAUAUUAUGUGUUAAAGGUGUCCCAUCUUCCCCCACUGUACUAUAACUUGAAUAUUUUCGUCGUGGGUGUAUAAAUAAAGAUAUAAGAGGCAAUAACGUCAAAAUAGAUGGUGUCAGAAACUAAGGUACGUCUGAUAAAUUGAUUAUUUUGCGUCGUGGUGUAUAAAAAAGACAUAAAAAACGUGCAUAACGUUAAAAUACGUACGUAUAAAGUGUCGGAUGACGCCAACCAAAAAAAUCUUUUGUUUUAUAAUUAAUUUUUUACUUUUUAUGUCGUGGUGUAUAGAUUUAGAAUUAAGAGAGCGUGUAUAUGGUAAAAUACUUUUUAUGGUGUUUUUUUGUAUAUUAUCUAUAGUUCGCCAUUAUUAUGAAAAAUGUCCGGGUCGCAUUUCGUUUUUAUAUUGCCCGUAUAAGUUAUGCUGGUGCUUUCUGCUUUGCAGUAAAAUAUAAGACGCCUAUAUUUUAUAACGCGUGUGUAAUUACCCUAAUACAUAUACGGACGAUAUA